AUUUGCGCUGUGCCAGCUCUUCUGCUCUGCUCCAUACGCAGAAAGACGUUGUGGCAGAGCACAUCGUUUAUCGAGCUCCGGCGAGGAUUGGGACCUAGGCAGUUUCGCUACCGCGAGCUUGCUGCCGCGACGGACAAUUUCGCCGAGGAAAGAAAGAUCGGGAGAGGGGCGUUCGGUCCGGUGUACCGAGGCUACUUAAGUGACCAAGACCGGCAUGUGGCCAUCAAGGCGCUCUCGCAGGAACAGACAACCGUGCAGGGACGGAAGGAGUUUGAGGCAGAGGUCAACAUCAUGAGCCGGCUUAGACACCGCAACAUCGUCCAGCUCGUCGGCUGGUACCGUGGCCGGAGGUCACUAGCGAUUGUCUACGAGCUCGUCUCCGGAGGCAGCCUCGACACCCAUCUCUACAGUCCUGACAAACCCUUAACGUGGCCAGGGAGGUACAGAAUCGCGCUCGGCCUGGGCUCCGCCUUGCGGUACCUCCACACGGACUGCGGCCAGUGCGUCGUGCACGGCGACAUCAAACCCGCAAACGUGAUCCUCGACGCGUCGCGCAACGCCAAGCUCGGCGACUUCGGGCUAGCGAGGCUCCUCGACCACGGAGCCGAGCCACGGACAACGCAGGUCGUCGCGGGAACCCUAGGGUACAUCGACCCGGAGUUCGUCAGCAGCCGCAGGCCGAGCGCCGAGUCCGACGUGUACAGCUUCGGCGUCGUGCUCCUCGAGAUCGCUUGCGGCCGGCGGCCGACGUCGAGGCGGCCUGAUCAAGCCUCGGCCGCGCUGCUGGCCUCAGUCCGUGUCAUGUACCAUGGGAACCGGAUCGUCGACGCGGCGGACCGGAGGCUGAAUGGCGAGUUUGACAGGCUGCAGAUGGAGCGCCUGCUCGUCACAGGGCUCUGGUGCGCGCACCACGACCCGAUGCGGCGGCCGUCCGUUGCGCAGGCCAUGGAUGUGCUACGAUCUGCAGACGCCAAGUUGCCCGUUCUUGCAGAGAUGCGUCGCGCUGGGGAGGUUCGCUCUUUGGAGGCACAGGCUUAUGGCGAUGUGUCUGCCGAGGGCUCUGCUUAUUUCUCAACUGAACGUGCGUCCCCCAUUAUGACCGAUGAUUCCGGGCACUCCCAAUGCAUCAUAUGUUAAGCUACCUACACGUGCUUAGAACUUUAUUAAAGGGAACGCCUAUGUCAUAUCUAGAUGUGAGAUAAUAUCUCAAAUUUAAGUAUGAUGUCUGCCACCAAUGCCACCAUAUUUUUCGCUAGCUUUUAAAAAAAAAACUGAUCGCUAGUGCUAACAUCGACUUUGUUAGCUUUUGCGUCUGAUCGUUAAACAUUUACAAGUACGUCUCUCAUCGCGAGCUUCUAGGCCACAUAUGAUUUAUUUAUUUUGGCCUUUUAGUUUUUGCGUUUCUCACUCUUAUAUUUUAUAAUUAAUUUUUGGUAUGGAACAAUGUUUGAU
This is a messenger RNA of Aegilops tauschii subsp. strangulata, 1452 nucleotides long. The record is from RefSeq and is a predicted model, not a curated record. NCBI's taxonomy places the organism in Eukaryota, Viridiplantae, Streptophyta, Magnoliopsida, Poales, Poaceae.